UCACCUUUCCUACCUUCUCCAACGUCUCUCUCUGCCUUUUUUGCUUUUCCCAUUCAAUGCCCUUCACUCUCUCCACCGCUACGGCUCCACAGUACUCAUUCUGAGGCCUACUUUGGUCAAAUCAAAAGUCCUCUCAAACUGUAUCCAAGCUGUAUUUAGGUUUUGUCCUGUAGCUAUAAAAAUUGAAAAGGAAAGGAGAAACUGACUUUAACAGGGGCACUCCUCUGGAAACUUUUAAAAAAGUGCCGGCUGGCAUUGCCCUUUGUGUUCUUAAUGCAUACAAAAGUGCAAAUGGCUUUGUGAUUUUUCUGACUGGAGCGUGUUAUUUGGGGCCUCAGGUUUUUUAUAGAACCGCGUUGGAGAGUACCGUUGCCUCUCUCAAACUUCAACUGCCCCUUGCAUCUUUCUGAGCAGGUUCGAACGAGGCCCCACCGCACAGCCCACUCCUUCGAUUUAAAAUUGUGACACCAGACGGUCUAUAUAUAGAGACUCACACCCCUCUUGUCUCUACACAGACUCAAAACCACAUCAGCAGCCUCUCCUCCUGCUUCAUUUUCCUUGUCCACAACAUUUCUCUAUCUGCGUUCUAAAUAUGGUUUCUUUUAUCUCUAUACGCCAUUUUCUGCCAUUCCUCUUUGUGAUCUCUCUGUUCCAUGUGAGCUAUGCUGCGAGGAAGCUCAAUGAGCUGGUACAACAGCAGCCUCUGCUCUUGGAAUACCAUAAUGGCCCUCUCCUCUCUGGAAAAAUCUCUAUAAACCUAAUCUGGUACGGCAAAUUCAAGCCUUCCCAGCGGGCUAUCGUUUCAGAUUUCAUUACCUCCCUUUCUUCUUCUUCCCUGUCUCAGGACCAGCCUUCCGUUGCCACCUGGUGGAAAACCACAGAGAAGUACUACCACCUCACCUCCAAGAACCCAUCUUCACUCAAGCUCUCCUUGGGCGAACAAAUACUCGAUGAGACCUACUCGCUCGGGAAGUCACUCACAGGGAAGCAAAUCGUUCAGUUGGCUUCCAAGGGUGAACAAAUGAACGCCAUUAACGUGGUUUUGACCUCCUCUGAUGUGGCCGUGGAAGGGUUCUGCUCCAGCCGCUGCGGGACUCAUGGAUCUUCUUCGAGUUCCAAGAAUGUUCAAGUCAAGGGCAAGAACUACAAGUUUGCAUACGUCUGGGUUGGGAACUCUGAGACUCAGUGCCCUGGCCAAUGCGCCUGGCCCUUCCACCAGCCCAUCUACGGACCCCAGAGCCCACCGCUAGUCGCACCGAACAACGAUGUGGGUCUGGAUGGCAUAGUCAUAAACUUGGCUAGCCUCUUGGCUGGAACUGCGACCAACCCUUUUGGAAAUGGCUACUUCCAGGGUCCGGCGGAGGCGCCCCUAGAAGCUGCAUCGGCUUGCCCUGGGGUUUACGGGAAGGGGGCAUACCCUGGGUAUGCUGGGGAUUUGUUGGUGGAUUCAGUGACUGGUGCUAGCUAUAAUGCCCAUGGUGCCAACGGGAGGAAGUACUUGCUUCCUGCCUUGUAUGAUCCUUCUACAUCCUCGUGUUCUACUCUGGUCUGAAGCAGAUUAGUGUCUUGACGACAGAAACUUCGUAGAAUUUACAGGCCUUAGAAAAAUCCAGAGAGAUACUGUUAUUCAUUCAUUUAUUUGUUCUUCCCGUGGUAGUUUCAAUAAUAUCAAAGCAAAUUGGUUUGGUUUGCUUUUUUCA
Messenger RNA from Vitis vinifera (wine grape), 1700 nucleotides. RefSeq lists its product as uncharacterized. The record is from RefSeq and is a predicted model, not a curated record. The transcript has a single exon. Lineage: Eukaryota; Viridiplantae; Streptophyta; Magnoliopsida; Vitales; Vitaceae. Bases 593 to 1552 code for a protein of 319 amino acids.